This is a messenger RNA of Cladophialophora psammophila CBS 110553, 1752 nucleotides long. RefSeq lists its product as uncharacterized. Gene Ontology annotation, molecular function: oxidoreductase activity, acting on CH-OH group of donors; flavin adenine dinucleotide binding. The transcript has 12 exons. The coding region runs from base 1 to 1752 and encodes 583 amino acids. Lineage: Eukaryota; Fungi; Ascomycota; Eurotiomycetes; Chaetothyriales; Herpotrichiellaceae. The record is from RefSeq and is a predicted model, not a curated record.
AUGUCUCCAGGACGGAUAGUUGAAGCAAACGAGUACGACUUCAUUGUGUGUGGCGGAGGCACAUCAGGAUGUGUGGUAGCGGGCAGACUUGCCGAAGACCCCAAUGCUCGCAUUCUCGUUGUCGAGGCUGGGCCUCAUAACAAAGAUCUCGAGAACGUCCACAUGACCGGUGGCUGGUCGAAGAAUUUCGAUGGAGAACUCGACUGGAACCUGAUCACUCCGCCCAUGAAAGGUAUCGACGACAGGCAAGUCAAGCUCAGCCGAGGCAAGUUCUUGGGAGGGUCCAGUGGUGUCAAUGGCACCGUGUGUGUCAGGGGCAGCAAGCAAGACUACGACGACUGGAAUCUUCCGGGAUGGUCAGGAGAAGAAUUCUUCGGGUACAUGCGCAAGAAGGCCGAGACAUUCCAUCCUAAGCCGUGGUUUCAAGCGGACGAGAAAGCCCACGGUUACAGUGGCCCGCUCCAUACAGAGCCGCAUGAUGUUGCACCUAUCUCGAACCUGCUACUCGAAAGCAUGCAAGACAUGGGUUUGCCAUUGGUGCAUGACAUGUUCAGCAACGGCGAGACCUCUCACGGCUGCGGCCAUGCACCCCGAACUGUCCACAAAGGCAUCAGAUCUACCGGCGCGGACUUCGUGACCAACGACCAGCAUAAAGCCAAUAUCGACCUCGUCGUUGAAACCAUUGUGGACAAGAUCAACUUCGAGGAGAGGAAUGGUGAAUUGCAUGCCACUAGCGUGGUGCUUGUCGACAAGAACGGCACAAAAAGAGAAGUCAAGGCCGGAAAGGAAAUUAUUGUCUCUGGAGGCGCAUAUUGUUCUCCAGCAAUUCUCCUUCGAUCUGGCAUCGGUCCCAAGGCCGAGUUAGAACAGUUGGGCAUCAAGUGUCUUGUUGAUUCCCCCGGAGUUGGAAAGGGUUUGAUGGAUCAUCUUAUUGUGUUUGCCUUUUACGAGGUCACCAAGGAAGGGUUGACCAACGAUCAUCUUGUGUACCAUGGGGACGCUGCCACGGCUGCAUAUAUGCUAUACAAGGAAAAGAAGGAAGGAAUCCUCUCCACCUUCCCGUUUGGCGCCUUUGCCUUCGCGAGGCUAGAUAAUCGCUUGAAAGAUGAGCCACUGUGGAAGGAGGCAAAGAGGGAGCCCGGCCGUGACCCGAUGGGCCUGACUCCCAAGCAGCCCAACGUUGAAUUUUUCACCACCGAGUUGUACGGUGGUCCUAAACAAUAUGAUCAAUUUCCCAUUGACAAGAAGCACGCCUUUGCCAUGAUAACCGAGCUAUUUUCACCUCGGUCAAGGGGCACAGUUACUUUGAAGUCCAAGGACCCUCUCGAGAACCCUGUGGUUGACUGCAAUUACCUUGCCGACCCGCUCGACAUGCUGGUUGUCUCCGAGGGCGUCAGGCUCGGCAACGAGAUUGUCAUGAACCUGAACAAGGUUGCCAAAGAAGAGGUUGUGAAAGGAUCGUGGCCAUCAGAUCUGACACAUCACGCUUACACCAAACGGCAAGAAUGGGUGCCUUAUGUCAAAAAGGAGGGUACCACAUGCUAUCAUCCUGCAGGGACUUGCAAGAUGGGUCGGGACGACGACAAGAUGGCCGUUCUUGAUGAGAAGCUUCAAGUCCGCGGAGUGAAAGGCCUCAGCGUUGCUGAUACCAGCGUGAUGCCUACUUUGAAUGGUGGCCACACUCAAAUGCCAGCGUACGGCAUUGGCGAGAAAGCAGCUGAUCUGAUCAAGGCACGAUGGUCCAAGGCGUAG